Molecule: messenger RNA, 2222 nt
Organism: Prunus dulcis (almond)
Lineage: Eukaryota; Viridiplantae; Streptophyta; Magnoliopsida; Rosales; Rosaceae
Product: zinc finger CCCH domain-containing protein 67-like
Exons: 6
Coding region: 448-1800 (450 amino acids)
Molecular function (GO): mRNA binding; metal ion binding
Source: RefSeq, a predicted model, not a curated record
GACUGGUCACUGCGAGAGUUGAAAUGUGCUUUAAGCAUGAAAAGCUAUGUAAAUUGCAAAAACCAAACAAGGGCAUUAUCAUGGGAGAAUCUCCACUUUUCUCAAAAGCAUUUAUAUCUGAAAAGCAACGCAAACAGUACUGCUUCUGCUUCUGCUUCUGCUUCUGCUUCGCGUAGGAAAAAAGAAGAUGACUUUGACUUUACCAAUCAAAACACUCGCAGACCCAAUUUCCACAAGCCAAAACUGUAAAGGAAGGGAAGCAAGAAAGCAAACCCAAAUUUGAUUGAGUUGCAGGCAGCUCAAAAACUCAAUGCCCUACUGGUGGUCAGAUAGAUGAGUGAGGAUGCAUGACUGGCACUGCUGGGUGCAACCAUUAUGUACCUGGUAGCAAACCAGCAACCCAGUUUCAUCCAUCACCAUUGAUUCAUUCUCAAAAACACGAUCAGGAUGUUGCCAGCCGUACGCCUCCUAUUUCCAGUCUCAGUGUCAGUGCUUUACGUACUUUACAAGUAUCUGAGAUCUGGAAGGGUAACAGAGCUCUCUGAAGACAUCGCGGUUCCCCUAAAUCCCGAUAACGACGACGUCGUUUCUCGCCAACCGUCCCAUGUCGAUCCUGCCAUCCUUGAAGAGAUUCGGAAAUUCGACCCUGCCGUCCUCGAUGAGCUUCGGAAAUUCCUGGAUGAGUUUCGGAAAUUCGACCCCGCCGCCCUCGAUGAGAAGCAGAAAUUCGACCCUGCUGCCCUUGAUGUGAUUCGGAAACUCGAUCCUGCCAUCAUUGAUCUGAUUCAUAAAUUGUGUGUGAAGGAAAAGGUGGAAGGUAAAGAAGAGGCCGAGAGGAAUUGUAGUGGGCGCGAAAAUGAAAAAGGAAACGAGACACAGAGCGAAGAGAGCGGUGGAGGAGGAGGAGAAAAUAAGAAUGAGAAUGGUGGUGAGGUGGAGAAGAAGGUUGUUAGUGAGGAAAGAAGCAGAAGGCAUCAUUACCCAGUGAGGCCUGAAGCUGGAGAUUGUUCUUUUUAUCUAAAGACCGGGACUUGUAAGUUUGGCUCCAAUUGCAAGUUUAAUCACCCUCGUAGAAGGAAAACCAAUAAGGUGUCUAAGGACAAGAUGAAGGAAAGGGAAGGGUUGGCAGCAGAGAAGCCAGGCCAGACAGAAUCCAAGGAUUAUUCCAGGUCAGGAGGAUGUAAAUAUGAAAAGGCUUGUAGUUUCAAUCCCAGAAGAGGGGAACCUUCUGUAGCUCCAAUUCUAGAAUGUAACUUUCUGGGCCUCCCAAUUCGGCCGGGGGAGAAAGACUGUUCCUUCUAUAUGCGAAAUGGCUCCUGCAUGUUUGGUACAAACUGCAGGUUUAAUCACCCUGAUCCUACAGCUGCAAGAGAAUCUGACCCCCCAUCUGGAUAUGGUAAUGGUGGACCUGCAUCAUUACAAGGUGCGUUGUCAUCAACAGCAGCACCAUGCUCUGCACCAAGAUCAUUGAAUGAUGCUCCGCUUUAUGUGCCAAUGGUGAUUCCGCCAUCUCAAGGGAUUCCUUCCCAAAAUACGGAAUGGAAUGGUUAUCAGGCUCCAGCAUAUCUACAAGAAAGAAGCAUGCCCGCACGUCAACCUUAUCUUGUGAACAACUCAGUGACUGGGACCAACGUCUAUAAACAAUACCUACAGCACCAGCAAGCUGAAGAAUUCCCAGAAAGACCUGGCCAACCUGUUUGCAGUUAUUUCUUAAGAACGGGUGAUUGUAAGUUUAAAUCCGACUGCAAGUAUCACCAUCCGAAAACUCAGACUGCAGUAUUCCCCUCAUGCACCCUUUGAGACCAGAUCAGAACAUUUGCACACAUUACAUUCGCCAUGGGCAUUUGCAAAUUUGGGCCAGCUUGUAAAUCUGACCAUCCGUUAAAUAUAACAUCUUCAACUACAUCUGGUCCUGAUCAUCAACAUUCUUUCAGUGACUCGGCGACUACAAAUGGGGCUGGAAGUGAUACUGAUGCUACAAGUCAGCCGCAGCCUGUGUGAUAAGUUUUGCGCAGGAUUCGCCAUCACCAAGCACAUGCAAUCUUUUUGUUCUGUUAAUUUAAUCUUAGAAAUGUAUCAAACUUUUCCACCCAGAUGCCGCAAUCUUGUUAGAUGUGAGAACUCUAUGGAAACGGGACGUGUAAAUUAUUUCUUAUUGAUGUCAUUUUACCAGAAAAUACAAGUUUAAUUGGUAAUAUGCUCUCAAGGCCCCGUUUGAUAAC